This is a messenger RNA of Diplodia corticola, 1452 nucleotides long. RefSeq names its product glucan endo-alpha-glucosidase agn1. The coding region runs from base 1 to 1452 and encodes 483 amino acids. The record is from RefSeq and is a predicted model, not a curated record. Gene Ontology annotation, molecular function: glucan endo-1,3-alpha-glucosidase activity. Lineage: Eukaryota; Fungi; Ascomycota; Dothideomycetes; Botryosphaeriales; Botryosphaeriaceae. The transcript has 6 exons.
AUGUACUCUUUUCAAGUCACUUCGGCCUUGAUGGCUGUGGCUAAUUCGGUCUUGUACUUCUCCGAUGCUGCUAUUGCCAAAGCCGUCUUUGCCCACUACAUGGUGGGCACCACCACCGAGCCUCAUGUCCACACGGACAUCGACGACGCCGCAGCCGCCGGCCUCGACGGUUUCGCGCUCAACAUCGGCGACCCACGAGCAUCCUACGUGACCGACACCAUCUCCUACAUGUUCGACUACACAGCCUCCAACCACCCCGACUUCCACCUGCUCUUCUCCCUCGACCUCGCCGCCGCCACGGGCGCCGGCGCCAGCCUCAGCGACUACAACGCCCUCCUCACGCAAUACACGGCGCACGCGGCCUACGCGCGGGGGCCGGCGCCGGACGCCUACCCGUUCGUCAGCACCUACUCGGACGGCGGGCUGACCAACGAGACGUGGGACGAGUGGCGCGGUAGCGCCAGCGCCUUCGCGGCGGGCGCCGGCGGCGGCGUCUACUUCGUGCCCGACUUCGACGGCACGCAGGGCUACUACGACGGCGCCGACGGCUGGUGGGCGUACUGGGGCGGCGUCGUCGACGGCCUCUUCAGCUGGGAGGCGGCGUGGCCGGAGCGCGCGGGGGUGGGCGGCGCGUUCCCCGGCGACACGGGGCCGGACGAGGUGGUUGCGGCGGCGGCGGAGGCGCGGGGGAAGAGUUAUAUGGUUGCGUUGAGUCCUCUGCAGUACAAGAAUGCGUACCAAACCAAUCUCUACCGUCCCGGCGAGCUCAACCUUCCGGAGCGCAUGAAGAACGUCCUCGAGAUGAGCACCGCCCCCGAAUACGCCGAAGUCAUUACUUGGAACGACGGCCCGGAAUCCCACUACAUCGGCAACCUCUGGCCGGAGCAAAACACCGACAGCGACCCCGCCCGCUACGCCACCGCCGCGCUCGCGCCCCACACCGGCUGGCAGCCGUUGAUCGGCUCCUUCGCCGCCGCCUUCCGCGCCAACGCCUCGUCCGCCGCGGCGCUGCGGCCGUUCGGCAACGAGACCGUCACCGGCGCGCUGUGGUACAAGACGAUCCUGCAGUCGACGACGUGCCCGCGCGAGGGCGAGGGCGGCGUGUACGCCAAGCCCGACGGCUGGGACAAGGGCGAGGACGUGCUGAGCUGGGCCGUCAUCGUCGGCGACGACGCCGACGGCUGGAGCGCGAACUUGAUCAGCGACGGCGAGCAGAUCGCGAGCGUGGGCCUGGUGGCCGGGCUGAACUACGGCAAGGCCGAGGGGCUGAAGGCUGGGUUCCAGCGGUUGGAGGUGGUGGAUGGGGAUGGCAAUGCUGUGAGGGUGGCGGCCGGUGGCAGGUGCGUGUCGACGGGGUGCCCGGAUUGCAUUUACAACAUGAAUCCUCAGGUUGUCGGAUUUUCGGAUAACGAGGACGAUGGAGAGUGUCCGGAUCCGGAGUGCAGUCAGUAG